AUGUCAUCUUCCCGCUCCCCAAAAAGGCCAGCGUCGCCGCGGAAACCAACUAAGCAUUCGAAGCCAUUCAGUGCGUUCGCUGAAGAACUGGGUACGCAUUAUACGGCAGAGACGACGGAUAGGCAGGAUGUGCAUCACGCGGGAGCCAUGGGCUUGUUCGACGAUCCAGAUGAGAUAGAGGCUGAGGAGCGGCGGCGAGUGCGGCACGAGCUCGAGCGACAUCAAGCGAGGGUUCGACAGAUGCAGCGGCAUGACAAGAAGGAUAGCAAGAGGGAGAUGAAGGAAACGAAGCGGAUCGCGCAAGGAAAGUCGCCCAAGCCGUGGUAUAGCAGGGUGCUUGGACGGGACAAGGACCAGAGGGGUGAGGUGGGGCUUGUAGGAUCGAGCGCUUGUGUUGGUGAAAGUACUGAUGAGGCGAGUGUGGAUGGCACGUCGACGGAGAAGUGGGAGUAUGAGAUCGUGAGGAGGCCUGCGGCACUAGAGGCCAUAUAUACGGAUGAGGAUGUGGAACCGGUGGGCUCGUUGUGGUUGGAGGAAUGUGAGAUGGCGCGAGUCAAGUCGGAUGACCGUGGUGGGUGUCAUAUUGUGCCGAAGAGCAGUAUUCAGAGCGGCGAGAGGAAGCAGCAGCAGUGA
Plenodomus lingam JN3 is the source of this 633-nucleotide messenger RNA. RefSeq lists its product as uncharacterized. NCBI's taxonomy places the organism in Eukaryota, Fungi, Ascomycota, Dothideomycetes, Pleosporales, Leptosphaeriaceae. The record is from RefSeq and is a predicted model, not a curated record.